Molecule: messenger RNA, 2862 nt
Organism: Zea mays
Lineage: Eukaryota; Viridiplantae; Streptophyta; Magnoliopsida; Poales; Poaceae
Product: voltage-gated chloride-proton antiporter
Exons: 10
Coding region: 2042-2773 (243 amino acids)
Biological process (GO): transmembrane transport; chloride transport
Cellular component (GO): cytoplasm; membrane; eukaryotic translation initiation factor 3 complex
Molecular function (GO): chloride transmembrane transporter activity; translation initiation factor activity; protein binding
Source: RefSeq, a predicted model, not a curated record
CUCCCCAGCCGCCGUCCCUGCACUAUCCUCCCUCAGGCCGCCGCCGCCCCUGGUAGCCGUCGCCUCUCCUUGCUCUGCUCCUCUCUCUCCCAAGCGGCUCUCCCUCUAUCUCCUCGUUUCUCUCCCCUCCUCUUCUACAGCCGCUGCCAGGCAACCGACCGCCGAGCAGCGCAGCCACCCGAGCCCCACGCCCGCCGCGCCAGGAACCAGCGCCCCUGCUCUCGCCAGGACGCCAGGAAUUGCUCUUUCUAUAGCAAGUUUAUGAGUUCAGUUUAUAUUCCAUUGAAUAUUUGUUGCAGUGAAGAGAAAUGAGAGAAAGCCUUCGGUUGUAGCCUUCAGUUUAUAUUCCAUUGAAUAUUUGUUGCAUCCGACUCAUCUCUGUUUCGAUUCCAUCCGGUUUGGCUCAUUUUUUAAUCGAGUGUGUUGUAGUUUUGUACCCUAAUGUCGUGGGAGUGCUACCGAAGUACUGAUAGCAUCACUUUAAUUUCAUUAGCUCCGUCCUGGCAAUCACUUUGGGAAGGUGGUCAGUGGAAUAACUUUGCUUAAAAAGCUUGAAGCAGUUGGUAGUGAAACUGGAAAUCCUUCUUAUCAAGUGAAAAUUGUAGACUGUGGUGAAGUUUCCAACACAAAUUCUCAGGAUCCGCUAAAGGGAGAUAAAGUAAGCUCAAAGACAGAUAACAGCAGUUCAGACAGUGAAAAGGGUGGCCAUCGUACCAAGCGUUCCUUGACGAAAGGUGAGCUCUAGAAUGUUGAGCCUUGGCGCUCUCACCACAUUUGAUUACUUGGGGAUUGAGUAACCGGGAAAGGCGUAUUGCACUUGUUGCUGCUGGCGCUGCUGCUGGCAUUGCUUCAGGCUUCAAUGCAGCAGUUGCUGGGUGCUUCUUUGCCAUUGAAACUGUAUUAAGACCUCUUAAAGCAGAAAAUUCACCUCCAUUUACGACUGCAAUGAUAAUAUUGGCAUCUGUUAUAUCAUCUACUGUUUCAAAUGUUUUACUUGGAGCCAGACCAGCUUUUAUAGUGCCAGCCUAUGAGCUAAAAUCUGCUGCCGGUAGCUGUUCUGAUCUUUUCUUACAGUAACGUUGGAAUGGCUGCUACACUAGCUUCAGUCUGUUCAGUCCCAUUGACUUCAGUACUGCUUCUCUUUGAGCUGACAAAGGAUUACAGGAUUUUGCUUCCUCUCAUGUGAACAAGGGAGAAUAUUGUGAACUGAAGGUCAUGUAUCAGCGAAAAGCAGGCUUUCCUCUUGUAGCAAUUGUGCACUGAAAAACUACAGUGCCCUUAUGACACCACAAUAGUAAGCAAGACUACAGGACAUCUAUGCGAAAUGCAGCUAGCCAGCUACACUGAUGUAGAGAUCAUUCAGGCAGUUUAACCUCUAUACUGUAUCAUUUUAAUUUAACCAGCUAUUUCACUACUGCCUUUUAUAGUGUUUAGGUUAUAACCAAUGACAUCUAUUAGAGUUUAUAAUUUAAACUCAUUGAUUGAAAAACAUUUAGUUGUGAUGUCACUAAAAGGUGAAAUAAAUUUCUUAUAGUGUGCAUUAUUAUCCCUUUUUCAUUUCUAAGUAAAAUUCUUAACAACUUCUGUAAUAAUAAUGAUUGGAUUUAUGAAUGUUGUUUGCACUAACAUCUGGUCUAAUUUCAUUAUUCUUGAACUUCUUUUGUGCCCAUGCUUCAUUACACAUGUAGGUCGCUCGAAUGCAACUGUCCGGCCUAGCAUCCAAUCGACCUCAACCACUCUGCAUCCCACGUGUGUGUGGAGCUGAUGAACAUGUCGAUGUGUACUGAUUUUUUCUCAUAUGUUUCUAGCCAUGCUUUAAUUGAUUCUUUGUCAAAUUGUGCAACUUGUGCAAACCAUAUGAUUACUUGGUAUUAUUGCUUUGAUAUGGACAUCCAGAAAAAUAUUCAACUUCGAAUAUCUUUGGCUUUAGUGACUAGUGACUGAUGUACUUUAGCGUAUCCACUAAAAACCAUGAAAGUCUAGGUAUGUGUCAUUUGGCAUUAGGUUUUGUGAUGUAACACUUGACUCAACAUCCUCUAAUAUGUAUAUCUGUUUUGACAUUAUAUUUUUUCACAUGACUAACCUUUGGGCAUCUCUGUUUUCAUAUUACCAAUACACCAAUGAUGUUAGGCAAAUUCCUCCAGCUCGAGUACUUGGAGAUUACAUAGUCUUCUCCAUUGUUUUUCUAGACUUUGAGGUUCUAAGCAUGAGCAAGCUGGGUUAUGAUGGUGUUGUGGCACUGCUGGUUGCUGAUAUAUCACUUUCAAUCGGUCUUGACCAGAUUGAAGCUCUGUAUCAGUAUGCCCAAUUUCAGUUUGAGUGUGGUAACUACUCAGGGGCUGCUGAUUACCUUUACCAGUAUGGUGCUUUGUGCACAAACAGUGAGCGAAAUGUGAGUGCCCUCUGGGGAAAGCUAGCAGCAGAAAUCCUAAUGCAGAACUGGGACCUAGCUUUGGAGGAACUCAACCGCUUGAAGGAAAUAAUUGAUUCAAAGAACUUCUCAUCACCUCUGAAUCAGCUCCAGAAUAGGAUAUGGCUGAUGCAUUGGGCUCUGUUCAUCUUCUUUAACCAUAUCAGGUACUUGAAUGCUAUACAGACAAAUGCACACCAUCUUAUUAGGUAUCUAGCUACUGCAGUUGUUGUCAACAAAAGGAGAAGGAAUAUGCUUAAAGAGUUGAUUAAGGUCAUUCAACAGGAGCACCAUAGCUACAAGGAUCCCGUAACUGAAUUUUUGGAAUGCUUAUAUGUUAACUAUGUAGUUGUGGGCUUUUGAACAAUAGCUGGAGUGAUAUGAAACAUUAGUGAUGUAGUUGUGGGCUUUUGAACUGCUUCAAGCAGGAGUGAUGCCGUUGUGGUGCUUUU